Molecule: messenger RNA, 2634 nt
Organism: Harpegnathos saltator (Jerdon's jumping ant)
Lineage: Eukaryota; Metazoa; Arthropoda; Insecta; Hymenoptera; Formicidae
Exons: 4
Coding region: 1062-2405 (447 amino acids)
Source: RefSeq, a predicted model, not a curated record
UAAUUAUGCAAUGAAGGCUGUUAAUAUUAUUCAAGGUCCAACGGAUGCCAUUAUAAUUCAUUAAUUCAUUUCAUUGCUGCAAAACAGCUAUUAUAAAAUGGCAGAAUGAAGAAAAUGAGUAAUAAUUCGAAAAUAAAAUACUGAUCUUGCGUCGAUUAGUGUGAACUUGCAGAGAUCAAAGGAUUAUCUUUAUUGUAUUACGUCAUGGAGAUUUUUUAUCAGUGUGCGUGAGCUAUAGCCUGCAAAAUGUCAAAAACUCAACAGAAUUUCGAAAGAUGCUGUAUCAUUUGCAAAACGGUACAUAAUUUUUACCAUUCAGUUUAAUUCGUUCUACUUGCGCACCAAAGUUCUGCCUCGCAUUGUCAGGUACUCUGUAUGGAUAAGACUGCUAAUGUCAGUGAUAGAUCAUAACAUUGCCGAUAUUUUUAGUCGGCCAUCUAGAUGAAGAUGCGUUCAUUAUCCAUCUUGGUAUCCCUUUAAUAUCUUGGUACCCCUUUAACCUUUUAAAUACUGAUUUUUUAAUGAACAUGAUGAAAAAGAUGACUAAUAUUUUUCCUCACACGUGUUGAGCGUGGUCUGACCUUGGAACAUGAUACGGAGCAUGCAUUACAUAAUGGAAAGUUCCUGGAUUAUAAUCUCACGUUUUUUUACGGUUGCUCAAUCACAAUAACUUCGCGAUGCUUUAAAGCAUCGCACAGCUUUCUGAGGAGUACAUGUAGCGAUGACUAUCAUCUCACGGACUUAGGAAGUUAAUAACUUUUUUUUAAGAGAUAUACACUAAAAGUCGAUUUUUUAUCGACAGGUUUUUAUCUAUCCACGCGUUUUUUAUAUUGUAUUUACUUUAAUCGAUGGAGCAACAUGUUACGUCAUUGAUAGGGGAAUUGGAAAGUGGGGAGAAAUGAUAUAAGAAACCUGCGAUACAUUCCACCAGUAGUGAAUAACGAUUCAUCACGAGACAUAUAGUGUGGUGCACGUAUUUAAUGAGGAGUAUUACUCUGUGAAAAGUGGUUUGAUCGCUCGAAGAAUUAAGGACGAAAUCGUCCGACCGCUCUUCCGUAGCUAUGGCAGGUACUGAUGAGAUGCUUAAAGAUCCUACUCCUACUACUACUACGGAUAUUAGUGACUCAGAAAACUGUACUGAAAAGGAAUACUUGAUGAAAUAUCGUGAUAUAAUGCAUGGUACAACCGAGCUUCCGGGCGAUUUCGAUACUUGGACCGCGCAAGAGCAGUACGAUUGGAAGUAUCGGAUUAUAAUGAAAUUCACCUUAAAUAUACCUAAUUCUUUGAGGGACAUGGUGCCGGCCAUCAUGACUCCGAUAAAUUCCAACAUAUGUCAGGAGGAAUUGCCCGAAUGGAUGGACAUAGACAAAUAUCGCAGAGCGCAAAAGUUUGUGAGCGAGCAUUAUUUAUCAAUUGUCCUAACCAAUCUAUUGAGUCUCGUGUACUCUUUUACCUUCGACGAUGGUCUGAAAGGAUUCAUUCUUGGAGGACACACCCAUACACCGUACUUGGCAUUCAAAAGGUAUCUGAUUACCGUAAAACGGAUGCUGGUUUGGUAUGACGGAGAUCCUUGGGUCAAAGGUACGAAGGCCUACAGGGAGAUGAAAAUUACGCACGAGAAACACCUAGCGCUAACUAGAAAGCUGGCAUUGGCGAGUGAAGAGCAAAUAGACGCCGCGUUGAAGAUUGAGAAUCCAUGGUGUCCGGAGCGUGAAUUGUUUCGGAAAGACUUCGCCGCGCUGUGUCCGUUCGCAAAGAUCGAUCAACGUCCUUACAAAUUAAUGAAAUAUAUACCAUAUACGAUCAAACCGAAGAGUAUUAAUAAUGCAGACAUGUCAGUUGUUCAAGGCAUGCUUGUGGUUGUGCCCAUUCUGUAUCCGCAAUAUAUCGGGCUGCACAAUAUAACUGAUGAGGAUCUAGAAAGUUUUUGCUACAUGUGGAGAUGCUACGGAUAUUUUCUCGGAGUGGAAGACAAGUAUAACUUUUGCCGUGGCAGCCUCGAGGAAAUAAAACAACGUGCUGUGGAUUUAGCUGAAACUUGGCUAUUACCCAAUUUUAGAGAAGUCAAUGAAAACACAUUGCAUUUAAUAAGAUGUGCUACGGAGUCUCUGAGUUAUUUUCCCUUAGUGAUUAUUUCUUCUAAGAUAAUAAUGCUACUACUUGUAGGAGCAAUAAAUAUAAACAUGCCCAAUUUGUAUGCAUCACUCAGUUACAGAGAGUGGAUUAUUUAUAAAUUUUAUACGUUUAUAUUACGUCAUGCGUUGAAAUUCUCAGUCAUGAGAUCACUUGUUAAAGGAUUAUUAUUUAAAGUUAUUGAAGCCGCAUCGAAUUUGAAGCCGGAGGAGUUGGCGAAACUGCACGAGAAAUCAAAACAACAAGUGCCAGAUUUUUCUAUUAAUUUAUAACGGAUAUAUUUAGCGGAUAUGUUAAUUUAUAAUGAUAUAUCCUGUGUCACAAGAAACAUGGUGCACUUAUCAAAUGGUCUUCUAUCGAAUUCAUACCAAAGUGGUGAACGUAAUCGUACGCGUAUACAAUACGACCUAUUAUCUAUUAUAGACAUAAUUCAUAGAGAUUUUAUCAUAUAUAAUGUGUGAUUUUGCUGUACAUUAAAAUUUUAUCUUCCGCACAAGUAUA